This is a messenger RNA of Rhododendron vialii, 3016 nucleotides long. RefSeq names its product exocyst complex component SEC15B. Gene Ontology annotation, biological process: exocytosis; Golgi to plasma membrane transport; intracellular protein transport. The record is from RefSeq and is a predicted model, not a curated record. Gene Ontology annotation, cellular component: membrane; exocyst. The transcript has a single exon. NCBI's taxonomy places the organism in Eukaryota, Viridiplantae, Streptophyta, Magnoliopsida, Ericales, Ericaceae. Bases 377 to 2791 code for a protein of 804 amino acids.
UUUUUCUGGUAGGCCACCUACCAAAAAUGGAAUAGGGAUUUUCCCCUUUUUUUUUUUCUUCAGAUCAGCAAUAGAGAGAUUAAAACCUUCUUAUUAGUAAUACCCCAAAUCAUAAUUACCAGAUUACCCAUUCUAUAAGCACAAGGCCCAGUAAGCUGAGAUACGAUUCCAGGUUUUCCCGUCAUUUCCAUUGUUAUUUUAGUCAAUGAAAUUUCCUCCGUCUCUCUCUCUCUCUUAACUUUAUGGUAAAGUCUACCACAUUCUCUUACCAGUCCCCUCCAUGAUUUCUGAUCCCCUAAAUCCACUCCGUUCCUGACGCCUCCGUCCAUCCAGCGGUUGCUCGCCGUGUAGUCUUCCACCAACCGCAAAUCCGACCAUGCAGACCCCCAAGACCCGCCGUAAAGUCGCCCCGACCGCCGCCGACGGAGACUCCGGCGACAAACUCGACCAGCUCCUCCUCUCCGCCGCCAUCUGCAACGGCGAGGACCUCGGCCCCUUCGUCCGCAAGGCCUUCUACUCCGGCAAACCCGAGACCAUCCUCCACCACCUCCGCCACUUCUCCAAGUCCAAAGAAUCCGAGAUCGAAGAUGUCUGCAAGGCCCACUACCAGGACUUCAUCACCGCCGUCGAUGACCUCCGAUCCCUCCUCUCCGACGUCGAUUCCCUCAAAUCCGCUCUCCACGCCUCCAACUCUCAACUCCAGUCCGUCGCCGGCCCUUUACUAUCCUCUCUCGACUCCUUCGUCGAAGCCCGCGAGGUCAGCCGCAACGUCACCCUCGCGCUACACUCCAUAACCACCUGCGUUCAACUAACCGAGCUUUGUACCCGAUCUAACCUCCACCUAUCGCAAAACAACUUCUACAUGGCUCUAAAGUGUGUCGACUCGAUCGAGCGAGACUUCCUCUACAAAACGCCUUCGUCGACGCUCCGAACGAUGCUCGAGAAGCACAUCCCGGCGAUUCGAUCGCACAUCGAGCGACGGGUUAAUAAAGAGUUUGGCGAUUGGCUGGUUGAGAUCCGUAUCGUGAGUCGUAACUUAGGACAGCUGGCGAUCGGGCAAGCGUCGGCCGCGAGGCAGAGAGAAGAGGAGCUGAGAAUGAAGCAGAGGCAAGCCGAGGAACAGAGUCGACUCAGCCUGAGAGACUGUGUUUACGCUUUGGAAGAAGAAGAUGACGAUGGUUUGGGUGGGAUAGGCGAUGAUAAUAAAGAUGGGUAUAGUAACGGUGGGAAUGGUAUGUUAGGGUUUGAUUUGACUCCUUUGUAUAGAGCUUAUCAUAUACACCAGACGUUAGGGCUUGAAGAUCGGUUCAAACAGUAUUACUUUGAGAAUAGAAAGCUUCAACUGACUUCGGAUUUUCAGGUAUCGUCGAUGACACCUUUUCUUGAAUCUCACCAGACGUUUUUCGCUCAAAUUGCUGGUUUCUUUAUAGUUGAGGAUCGAAUUUUGAGGACCGGAGGGCAAUUGAUAACGAAAAUGGAAGUGGAAAACUUGUGGGAUACGGCUGUGAGUAAAAUGUGUUCUGUAUUAGAAGAUCAGUUCUCUAGGAUGCAGACAGCUAAUCAUUUGUUGUUGAUUAAGGACUACGUGAGUUUGCUAGGGGUGACUGCGCGCGGGUAUGGGUACCCAGUUGAUGCUUUGCUUGAUGUGUUGAGCAAACAUAGAGACAAGUACCACGAGUUGUUGCUGUCAGAUUGCAGAAAACAGAUUGCGGAAGCGCUUUCUGCUGAUAAAUUUGAGCAGAUGUUGAUGAAGAAAGAAUACGAGUAUUCAAUGAAUGUGCUUUCGUUCCAUAUACAAACUUCGGAUAUAGUACCUGCAUUUCCAUAUGUGGCGCCGUUUUCUUCUACGGUUCCUGAUUGUUGUAGAAUAGUACGGUCCUUUAUUGAGGACUCUGUGAGUUAUAUGUCGUACGGUGGGCAGCUUGAUUUCUAUGAUGUCGUGAAGAAGUAUUUGGACCGGCUUCUGACUGAAGUGUUGGAUGGAGGGUUGUUGAAGAUCAUUAAUACCUCCAUCCAUGGGGUCUCUCAAGCAAUGCAAGUGGCAGCAAAUAUGGCUGUACUGGAGCGUGCUUGUGAUUUCUUCUUUCGUCAUGCAGCACAGCUUUCUGGUGUUCCUUUGAGAAUGGUGGAGAGGAGCAGGAGGCAGUUUCCUCUGAACAAAGCCCGUGAUGCCGCUGAAGAGAUGCUUUCUGGGUUGCUUAAACAAAAGGUAGAUGGUUUCAUGACAUUGAUUGAGAAUGUGAACUGGAUGGCCGAUGACCCUCCUCAAAACGGGAAUGAAUAUGCAAAUGAGGUGAUUAUUUAUUUGGAAACUCUGGUUUCUACUGCUCAGCAGAUAUUGCCAGUUCAAGUUCUUAAAAGAGUUCUACAAGAUGUUCUUUCGCACAUAUCCGAGAUGAUUGUAGGGGCUUUACUUGGGGAACCGGUAAAGAGGUUUAACAUAAAUGCUAUCAUGGGGAUUGAUGUAGAUGUUCGGUUGCUGGAAUCAUUUGCAGAGAAUCAGGCUCCACUUUUGUCAGAAGCUGAUGCAAAUCAGUUGAAAGCUGCACUUAUUGAGGCUAGGCAACUGAGUAAUUUACUCUUGAGCAAUCACCCAGAGAAUUUCCUGAAUCCAGUAAUCAGGGAAAGAAGUUAUAAUGCUUUGGACUACCGGAAAGUUGUGAUCAUUUCAGAGAAAUUAAAGGAUCAAUCAGAUCGGCUAUUCGGGACCUUUGGAACAAGGGGAUACAAGGCGAACCCAAAGAAGAAGUCUCUUGAUGCAUUGAUAAAAAGACUCAAGGAUGUGAACUGAUUUUAUACAUUCCUGUACGUAUGUCUUUGUACUACUUUCCUCAUAAUUUCUGUUGAUUGUGAUUAGCAUUACCUUGUAGCGUUUCAUUCCAAAUUUGAUUAUCUUGCCCUCAAGUCUUGCAAAUUGUUCAUCUUUUGAUAGUGUCUUGAGAAACACAAAUUUCAUUCUGUAUGUACUGCCUCACCGUGUAUUGUUUGUAUUAUUUAUUUUUCUAAGUUCUGUAGA